AUGCUGUGGCAGCAUAUUUGCCAGUUCAGUCAGAAGCUGGUUCGCAGGCGGCCCCUGGAGCUGAAGGCGGGGUCUGACACCCGCCUGGCCCGUUGUCUGAGCACCCUCGACCUGGUGGCCUUUGGUGUGGGCAGCACCCUCGGGGCAGGCGUGUACAUUCUGGCUGGGGAAGUGGCCAAGGACAAGGCUGGGCCGGCGAUUGUCCUCUGCUUCUUGGUGGCUGCCGUGACUUCAGUGUUGUCUGGGCUCUGCUACGCGGAGUUUGGGGCCCGGGUACCGUGCUCCGGUUCUGCCUAUCUCUACAGCUACGUCACGGUGGGACAACUGUGUGCCUUCAUCACUGGGUGGACCCUCAUUCUCUCCUAUGUCAUUGGGAGCGCCAGUGUGGCCAGGGCAUGGAGCUCCUCGGUGGACAGCCUGGCUGGGAACCGCAUCUCGCAGGUGCUGCGGGAAAGUAUGCCUCUGCGUGUCCCCCACCUGGCCAGCUACCUGGACUUCUUCUCGCUGGGCCUGGUGCUGCUGCUCACCGGUCUGCUGGUUCUGGGGGCUAGUGAGUCAGCCCUGGUUACCAAGAUGUUCACGGGCAUGAACCUUCUGGUUCUCAGCUUCAUCAUCCUCUCUGGCUUCAUCAAGGGCGAUCUGCAUCACUGGCAGCUCACGGAACAGGACUACAACUUGGCCAAAUUGGGAUCCAACGACACCUCUAGCUUGGGCGCUUUGGGCGCUGGAGGGUUUGUGCCUUUCGGCUUUGACGGGAUCCUCCGUGGAGCAGCUACGUGUUUCUAUGCGUUUGUUGGCUUCGACUGCAUUGCCACUGCGGGGGAAGAAGCCCGAAAUCCUCAGCGUUCCAUCCCCCUGGGCACCGUGAUCUCGCUCUUCAUCUGCUUCCUGGCCUACUUUGGUGUCUCGGCGGCGCUCACCCUCAUGGUACCCUACUACCAGAUCCAUUCCGACAGCCCCCUGCCAGAGGCUUUUCUCUAUGUUGGGUGGGCCCCUGCCAGAUAUGUCGUGGCUGCUGGGACCCUCUGUGCCCUUACAUCCAGCCUCCUGGGGUCCAUGUUCCCCAUGCCUCGGGUGAUUUUCGCAAUGGCUGAGGAUGGGCUCCUUUUCCGGGGACUUUCCCGGAUCCACGCCCGCACGCAAACCCCCGUCAUAGCCACUGUCGUUUCUGGAAGUCUUGCAGCGAUCAUGGCGUUCCUCUUCGAGCUCAACGAUCUCGUGGAUCUCAUGUCAAUUGGGACCCUGCUUGCUUACUCCCUGGUGGCCUUUUCUGUGCUUGUCCUCAGGUACCAGCCAGACCAGACUUUAAGCAAGAAUGAGAAAACGGAGGUGGAAAUUACGGAGACAAAGCCGAAGCUUGAAGCAAGUUCUUUGGAAUCCAUCCCUGAAGCAGGGAUCUCGAAGACUCUAAAAAGUCUGUGUAACCCUGGGAUCGCCGUCCCCACUCGGCAAUCUGGCCAGAUUGUCUACGGGUGUGCCUUACUGCUGGCUCCCCUGCUGACCACCCUGAGCCUGAUCCUGGCCCGGUGGUCUAACCUUCUGGUCUCUGGAGACCCAGUGUCCACCACGGUGACUGGGCUGCUGCUGCUGCUCAUUGUGGGGGUCACUUUCAUCAUCUGGAGGCAGCCCCAGAACCCGACUCCUCUUCACUUCAAGGUUCCUGCUCUGCCUGUCCUCCCGCUGAUCAGCAUCUUUGUGAAUGUCUACUUGAUGAUGCAGAUGACCUCUAUGACCUGGGUCCAAUUUGGCAUCUGGAUGACGAUUGGCUUUGCCAUAUACUUUGGAUAUGGGAUCCAGCACAGCUUGGAGAAGACCAGUGAUCAACAGCCACCACCCUCAAGCUCUGAAACUCUUGACAAAUCUACCUCUAAGUGCGAAUCAGUGUAA
Molecule: messenger RNA, 1887 nt
Organism: Molossus molossus (Pallas's mastiff bat)
Lineage: Eukaryota; Metazoa; Chordata; Mammalia; Chiroptera; Molossidae
Product: cationic amino acid transporter 3-like
Exons: 11
Coding region: 1-1887 (628 amino acids)
Biological process (GO): transmembrane transport; amino acid transport
Cellular component (GO): plasma membrane
Molecular function (GO): amino acid transmembrane transporter activity
Source: RefSeq, a predicted model, not a curated record